Messenger RNA from Saimiri boliviensis boliviensis (Bolivian squirrel monkey), 1785 nucleotides. The record is from RefSeq and is a predicted model, not a curated record. NCBI's taxonomy places the organism in Eukaryota, Metazoa, Chordata, Mammalia, Primates, Cebidae.
CGGGUCCUUCUUCCUGGAUACUCAUGACGCGGACCCAGUUCCCACUCCCAUUGGGUGCCGGGUUUCUAGAGAAGCCAAUCAGCGUCGCCGCGGUCCCGGUUCUAAAGUCCCCAGUCACCCGCUCGGACUCAGAUCCUUCCCAGACGCCGAGGAUGACGGUCAUGGCGCCCCGAACCCUCCUCCUGCUGCUCUCGGGGGCCCUGGCCCUGACCCAGACCCGGGCAGGUGAGUGCGGGGUCGGGAGGGAAACGGUCUCUGCGGGGAGGAGCGAGGGGCCGCCCGGCGGGGAGGGAGGACCCGGGGAGCCGCGCCGGGAGGAGGGUCGGGCGGGUCUCAGCCCCUCCUCGCCCCCAGGCUCCCACUCCCUGAGGUAUUUCUACACCGCCGUGUCCCGGCCCGGCCGCGGGGAGCCCGGCUUCAUCGCCGUGGGCUACGUGGACGACACGCAGAUCGUGCGGUUCGACAGCGACGCCGAGAUUCCGAGGAUGGAGCCGCGGGCGGCGUGGGUGGAGCAGGAGGGGCCGGAGUAUUGGGAGGAGCAGACACGGAGAGCCAGGGACACCGCACAGGGUUACCGAGUGAGCCUGCGGAACCUGCGCGGCUACUACAACCAGAGCGAGGCCGGGUCUCACACUCUCCAGACAAUGUACGGCUGCGAUGUGGGGCCGGACGGGCGCCUCCUCCGCGGGUACCGGCAGGACGCCUACGACGGCAAGGACUACAUCGCCCUGAACGAGGACCUGCGCUCCUGGACCGCCGCGGACAUGGCGGCUCAGAUCACCCAGCGCAAGUGGGAGGCGGCCAGUGUGGCUGAGAGGAUGAGAGCCUACCUGGAGGGCGAGUGCGUGAAGUGGCUCCGCAGACACCUGGAGAACGACGGGAAGGAGACGCUGCAGCGCGCGGACCCACCAAAGACAGAUGUGACCCACCACCCCAUCUCUGACCAUGAGGCCACCCUGAGGUGCUGGGCCCUGGGCUUCUACCCUGAGGAGAUCACACUGACCUGGCAGCGGGAUGGGGAAGACCAAACUCAGGACACGGAGCUUGUGGAGACCAGGCCAGCAGGGGAUGGAACCUUCCAGAAGUGGGCAUCUGUGGUGGUGCCUUCUGGAGAAGAGCAGAGAUACACGUGCCAUGUGCAGCACGAGGGGCUGCCGGAGCCCCUCACCCUGAGAUGGGAGCCGUCUUCCCAGCUCACCAUCCUUAUCGUGGGCAUCGUUGCUGUGGCUGUCCUAGGAGCUGUAGUCCUCGGAGCUGUGGUCAUCGGAGCUGUUGUGAUGUGGAGGAGGAAGAGCUCAGGUGGAAAAGGAGGGAGCUACUCUCAGGCUGCGUGCAGCGACAGUGCCCAGGGCUCUGAUGUGUCUCUUACGGCUUGUAAGGCCUGAGACAGCUGCCUUGUGUGGGACUGAGAUGCAGGAUUUCUUCAUGCCUCCCCUUUGUGACUUCAGGAGCCUCUGGCAUCUCUUUCUGCAAAGGCUUCUGAAUGUGUCUGCGUCCCUGUUAGCAUCAUGUGAGGAGGUGGGAGACAGCCCACCCUGUGUCCCCUGUGACCCCUGUCCCCAUGCUGACCUGUGUUCCUUCCCUAGUCAUCUUUCCUGUUCCAGGGAGGUGGGGCUGGGUGUCUUCAUCUCUGUCUCAGCUUCAUGGUGCACUGAGCUGCAACCUCUUACUUUCUUUCUGAAAAUAAAUGUGUUUUCUCAAAUAUUUGCCAUGCAAGGUUGAUGGAUUAAUAAGUCAAUUCCUAAAAUUUGAGAGAGGAAAUAAAGACCUGAGAACCUUCCAGAA